AUGGCUGCUGUUAUUAAUCCUCGCCCAAGUUCUUCUAUACCGAGCAGUUUAGGUGAAGGGAACCCAGUUUUACUACAUAAGGUUGAUGGGCCCGUUGGCCGUGUUAAUGCUGUAUUCCUUUUGUCAAAAGAGGAAGGAGUCAUAACUAUCAGCGACGAUCGUUCCGUCAAAAUUCUUUUAAAACGUGAUAACGGACAAUUUUGGCCCUCGAUUCAUCAUUUCAUGCCUUUUGCUCCAACUGCUUUGUUUUUUUCUGAAGACACUAUGAAAAUGAUCAUUGGUUUGGUUAAUGGAGCAGUGUAUGAAUAUUCCGUAGCUGAUGAUAUGAACAGUAUCUCAGAAAUAAGGCAUUAUAAUUUCCACACAAGCUGCGUCACUGCAGUUCAUUAUGCGAAGGAAGCGGAGCUUAUCCUCAGCUGUAGUAAGGACAAAUCGGUUAUGUGGCUUUCAUCGAAAACUUCUAAUAGGCUCGGAACUUACUCUUGUGAUGCUUCGUUAAAUGCUAUGCAGUUCGAUGUUCCAUCAAAAUUCGUUUUUUUGGGGGACUCUAAAGGUGAUUUGAUUUUAUUGAAAUUGAACGGGUCGGAAGCACAGUUGAUAAGCAAGUUAUCUGCUCACACAGGGUCCAUUGUAUCUCUCGCGUGGGAUUCUUCGAGACAAAAGCUGUUUUCAGCAUCUACCGAUCAUUUGAUCAUAAUGUGGGACAUAGGUGGUAAACAAGGAAAAGCAUAUGAAUUAAACGCCCAUGAAACUAAGCUUAGCUGUCUUUCUUACGCGGUGACUUCAAACCGUCUGUUUUCGGCGGACGAGAAUGGAAGGUUUGUCUGUUGGGAUAUGAAUGCAUCAAGAAUUGAAACACCGGAGUGGAAGAAUAAAGACAGUUGCCAAUUGUGCGAUUCUCCGUUCUUCUGGAAUUUCCGUGCUAUGUGGGACAGGAAGGUUGUUGGAUGGCGACAGCACCAUUGCAGAACAUGUGGUAAUGCAGUCUGUAGCAAUUGCUGUCAGUAUACAACAAGGUUCCCUCCAAUGGGUUACGAGUUACCCGUUCGUAUAUGUAACGAAUGUCACUGUAAAAUGGAAGAACAUCCCGAAAAUUUCAAAUUAACUCCAUUAGCUCUCAUUAGUGAACUGCGGAAAGGAGUCACUAGCAUGCAUUUACAAGAAGGUCUUGGUCGAAUGGUAACCGUGGGGUUCGAUAGGAUGGUUAUGAUAUAUGAUGUCAAACAACUUUUGUGA
Molecule: messenger RNA, 1236 nt
Organism: Enterobius vermicularis (human pinworm)
Lineage: Eukaryota; Metazoa; Nematoda; Chromadorea; Rhabditida; Oxyuridae
Source: the annotation of a GenBank genome assembly